CUACCUCUUGGGCCCUCUCUCCAUCCGCUGGGACCUCUUCCUUCCUUUCCCCAUUUCUUUAGCUCCAGUCCACAGCUGUUGUAACAGAGGAUGCUAAUGGCCCAGGCUCCCUGGGGCCACCGCCCCACUGUGUGGCAGUGGUGGGGGGUGGCCUGGGCUGGAGGAUGGGGGAAUUUGAGUGUUCAACCAGGACAGGAAGGGAAAUGCUGAGCUCAGGGAUCCCCUCCCUUUUCCACCCCCAGCUGCCUCUGUUUCCUCCCUCAUUCCCCACUACCCUCCCUCAGCUUCCUGCUCCCUUUGGCCUGCCCAUGUCCGGUUUAGAUUGAUCCAGAUCUCUUAUCUCCCUCCUUUCCUCUCACUCCUUCAUCCUUUCCUUGCACCCCCACUUUACUCCUCCUCAGAUUACUAAUUGUUUGUUUGGGGCAGGGGGGGCCUGGAUAGUUCUACCCCUGCAAGAGUUCUAGGUUGGGGCAGUGGUGGGGGCUCAGCCCCUCAGAGCCUGUGAGUCAGCACUGUCCUUGGGAUUGGUCUGUCCCUUUAGCUCCCCGCCCCUGGGGAGGAGCUAGGCAGCUCUAGGUCCAGCCUGUUCUCCUCUCAGCCAGAGAAGAGGCUCCACGCUGGGAAGAGAUGGGGCCUGAAACUGUCUGGGUCUGAGUGGGGGAGCCGCAGCCACUCGUCCUUCUCCCUCCCCAGGACCCCUGAGAUCCCUGGGCCAUAGAGGUCCGAUCAGGCUAAGGGCCUGGGGAUGCCCCCUGCCUGGCCCCCUUGCCCUGACUGGCAGGGGGGCCGGGCUGGGCAGCAGCCUCCCUCUCACUCCAGCCAUGGAUCUCCUGCCCCCCAAGCCCAAGUACAACCCACUUCGGAAUGAGUCUCUGUCAUCGCUGGAGGAGGGAGCUUCAGGGUCCACCCCAACGGAGGAGCUACCUUCCCCAUCAGCUUCGUCCCUGGGACCCAUCCUGCCACCUCUGCCUGGGGACGACAGUCCCACUACCCUGUGCUCCUUCUUCCCCCGGAUGAGCAACUUGAAGCUGGCCAACCCGGUUGGGGGGCGCCCGGGGCUGAAGGGGGAGCCAGGAAGGGCAGCCGAGGAUGGGGAGGGGAUCUUAGGGGCAGCCAUGCUGGACUCAGGCCCCUUGCCCCUCCUCCAGGACAUGAACAAGCUGAGUGGAGGCGGCGGGCGCAGGACUCGGGUGGAAGGGGGCCAGCUGGGGGGCGAGGAGUGGACCCGCCACGGGAGCUUUGUCAAUAAGCCCACGCGGGGCUGGCUGCAUCCCAACGACAAAGUCAUGGGACCGGGGGUUUCCUACUUGGUUCGGUACAUGGGCUGUGUGGAGGUCCUGCAGUCAAUGCGCGCCCUGGACUUCAACACCAGGACUCAGGUCACCAGGGAGGCCAUCAGUCUGGUGUGUGAGGCUGUGCCGGGUGCUAAGGGGGCCACAAGGAGGAGAAAGCCCUGUAGCCGCCCACUCAGCUCUAUCCUGGGGAGGAGUAACCUGAAAUUUGCUGGAAUGCCAAUCACUCUCACGGUCUCCACCAGCAGCCUCAACCUCAUGGCCGCAGACUGCAAACAGAUCAUUGCCAACCACCACAUGCAAUCUAUCUCGUUUGCGUCCGGCGGGGACCCGGACACAGCCGAAUAUGUUGCCUAUGUUGCCAAAGACCCGGUGAAUCAGAGAGCCUGCCACAUCCUGGAGUGUCCCGAGGGGCUUGCUCAGGACGUCAUCAGCACCAUUGGCCAGGCCUUUGAGUUGCGCUUCAAACAAUACCUCAGGAACCCGCCCAAGCUGGUCACCCCCCACGACAGGAUGGCUGGCUUCGAUGGCUCAGCUUGGGAUGAGGAGGAGGAAGAGCCACCCGACCAUCAGUACUAUAACGACUUCCCUGGGAAGGAACCCCCUCUUGGGGGGGUGGUGGACAUGCGGCUUCGGGAAGGAGCCCCCUCGGGGGCUGCUCGACCCACUCCGCCCAGUGCCCAGACUCCCAGCCACCUGGGAGCUACGCUGCCUGUGGGGCAGCCUGUUGGGGGAGACCAAGAAGUCCGCAAACAGAUGCCACCUCCGCCACCCUGCCCAGCAGGCAGAGAGCUCUUUGAUGAUCCCUCCUAUGUCAACGUCCAGAACCUAGACAAGGCCCGGCAAGCAGGGGGUGGGGCUGGGCCCCCCAAUCCUGCCAUCAAUGGCAGCGCACCCCGAGACCUCUUUGACAUGAAGCCCUUCGAAGAUGCCCUUCGGGUGCCUCCACCUGCACAGUCAGUGGCCAUGGCUGAGCAGCUCCGAGGGGAGCCCUGGUUCCAUGGGAAGCUGAGCCGGCGGGAGGCUGAGGCACUGCUGCAGCUCAAUGGGGACUUCCUGGUGCGGGAAAGCACGACCACGCCUGGCCAGUAUGUGCUCACCGGCUUGCAGAGUGGGCAGCCCAAGCAUCUGCUACUGGUGGACCCCGAGGGUGUGGUUCGGACAAAGGAUCACCGCUUUGAGAGUGUCAGUCACCUCAUCAGCUACCACAUGGACAAUCACUUGCCCAUCAUCUCUGCGGGCAGCGAACUGUGUCUACAGCAACCUGUGGAGCGGAAACUGUGAUCCUUCCCUGUGCUCUCUCCCAGAAGACACCCUUCCACCCUUUUCACCCUAUUCCCUGACUCUCAGGACCUCACUUGGGAGUGUUCUGUGGGCUUGGCUUUAUGUAGGAGCUGGGGGUAGUGUGGACACUGGGUUCAGCAUCCAGCUGACAGGCUUUGAGUCAGGAGCCUGGGGUAGAAUCCUGCUUCUCCCCAAACCUCACCAAAGUAUUAAUGUACAGAGUGGCCCCCUUCCCUGGGCCUUUCCUGUGCCAACCUGAUACCCCCUUCCCCAAGAAGGUGGGUGCUUGGGGCCUGGGCAGUGUGCCUCCUUGUAUGGAAAAUGCCCUGUGGUUAUAGGCCCGGUGGAGCAAUCACCUUUCCAGGGAAGGGGAAAUGAAUCACACUUUUGCUCUACCCCUGGCUCAGGGUGCCCUAGACCCUUCUCAACAACCCGCCCUCCCAGUGUUUAAACUUUGUGCCUUUGACCAUCUCCUAGGUCUGAAGAUAUUUUAUGCAAAGAGUUCUCGGGUCCCUGAGGUCAAGGACGGGUGCGGAUACCUUCUUGGCCUCUGGGACCCUAUCCUCUCCUUGCUCAGCACCCCCUCCAUUUAGGCUGGGAGAACAGAGGCAGGAGUGGCAGCUGUCCCCUCUCCCUGGGGAUAUGCAACCCUUAGAGAUUGCCUCAGAGCCCCCCUUCCUGCCAGGGGGGAGAUGGACCCCUCCCUUGCUCAGUGCCUCCUGGCCUGGAGCCCCUCGGCCCAGGGGUCUGUAUAUACAUUUCGUAAGUCCCACCCUUCCAUGUUGCAUGCAUGUUAUACUCUACAGCCAAAGUGCAGCCCUGCCUCCUGUGGCCCCCACCCCUGCCUCCCCCUGCUGGGGUAGGGGUCUGGGGUAUGGCUGGAUUUGGGCCUCCUGAAUGGUUAACUCUCCGAGGUGGAUUUUGUGGCAGUGGCAGGAACAGGGGCAGUGAGACUCUAAAGCAGUAGACAAUCUCCAAAUGCCAUCUGUAGAUUUGGAACUGCAUUUAUUUCUUAUUUUAUAUAAAAUAUAUAUGCAUAUAUUUUAGGGCUGUAGAUUUCCUUUCCUAAUUUGUUUUCCAUGGCUUAUUCUUGAGCACAAAAUGAUAAUAAUCGAUUACAUUUAUACGCCACCUCUUUGACUUUUCAAAGCCCUUUUACAACUAUUGGAUUUUCCUCAUCCCAGCCUGUGAGGCAGUUUGGACCUGCAGCAUUAUCUUUUCUACAAGAGAGACCCGAGGCAGAGAAAGGUCGAUCACGAGCUAGGACUAGGAAAACUUGGGCGUCUUACCGCGAGCCUGGGAGGCAGAAGUUUGGCUGAAUGUUAACAGUUUCCCCCUUGGGAAGCUGAAAACCUGCAGUUAUCGAGUACCUUCUACAGGCCGCGCCCUGCACGAGGCCUGGGCGGCCACAGCGACAGAGGAGCCGGCCCUGCUCUGUCUCUAGGCCUCGUGGCGAACCGAGAGUUGACUGUCUUAAUCCUCGCCUCCUUUUUUUUGUUUGGAUGUUUUCACGGGUCUCACUUAUACCAAAGGGAAAAAAUCUUCAUUAAAGUCCAUAUUUCUUCUA
Molecule: messenger RNA, 4143 nt
Organism: Equus quagga
Lineage: Eukaryota; Metazoa; Chordata; Mammalia; Perissodactyla; Equidae
Gene: SHC1
Product: SHC adaptor protein 1
Exons: 12
Coding region: 822-2576 (584 amino acids)
Biological process (GO): cell surface receptor protein tyrosine kinase signaling pathway; intracellular signal transduction
Cellular component (GO): plasma membrane
Molecular function (GO): receptor tyrosine kinase binding
Source: RefSeq, a predicted model, not a curated record